AUGAGCUCCCAUAGAUCCACGAAGCGCCGGAAGCUGGACGCAACACCAGACGAAUCACCUGGUCCUCGAGACGCUGGACGAAAGAGUGCUACACCGGCCACCUACUCAAGGAACGGCAAGAACAACGUCCAACAAACAGAUCGCACGGCAAAGUCUAGUCCCCUGCCGAGCGGCACCAAAAGCAGCACCGCAGCCCACGAUGCAUACCAACGAGCCAAGGCAGAGGCGCAAGCUCUCCGCGGCAAGCGACCUGGCCAUGUUGUACGAAAGAAGCCGGAGAGGGCAGCGGAUGUGUACGAGGAUAUCGAAGGCGCACAUGUACAGACCUCGACGUUCAAGCAGAAACCUGCGCCCGCUUCUACCCCUUUGAAGCAGCGCCUGGAUCCGUUGCGUAAUCAGAGGUCAGGCGCAUCUGCCACAUCCAGCCCUUCGAAGGGCGGAGUUUCGCUGGACUUCUUCAAGCAGUUCUCUACGCCGAAAGCGAAGCCUCCCCCCGAGACAGCAUCGAAGAGCGUGGCCAAGGCGGAGAGCCUGAGCAAAAGAUUAGCCGCGGCCGGCAGCGCUGGCAAGCGCCCAGCGAGUACUACAGAACAAGAUGGCAAAAUACAGGGUACCGGCAAGACAAGGGAAGUCGAAAGGCCGGCGGACACCAAUCAGUCCGCUGUACCACCUAAAUCACACGAGAAAGCCAGUGAGAGGUGGGAAUACGCAGACAAGCCCAAGAAGACCUUCGAGGAUGAGAUCCACGACUUGGAGAACGCAGCUCGAGAACAGGCAGAGAACGACGAGGAUGAGGAGACUUCAGCUCGAACGUCACGAAAGCGACGAAGUACCCAGCGAGGUCAAGAUGCUGCAGAAGAACGACAGGAGUCGGCCAGCAAGAAGAGCGACAUUGCUACGGCUAGGAGGAAGCCAGCACCCGCAACUUCGAAUAAGAUGAAGUAUCGUGUUGAGAAACCUGACCUUUUGCCAGCCGAGGAGCCGGUGUUUCCCUCAGAGGCCAUGGAGAUCGAUGAGCCACAAGUCGACGAAGAUGAUGAUGAGCCUGCAUUACCAAAAGGCGAUCAAUCGGUGCAAGUCAAUGGCGUUCUUGAUCAGACACCGCAGAAGACUAAGCCGAAGCGAGUGGUGAAACCCUCAGUCGACUUGACCGGACUGAGUUUUGCUUCAGAAGAGCUCCAGUACAUACAGGGCGUUGUCAUUGACAUGCUCAGCGGCAAGCGCCCCAUUCCUCUCAAAGGUCUCGACACCGAACAUGCGAAGGUCUCAUCUCUGAUCUCGCAGACAAUUACAGCUGGCGAAAGCAACAGUAUGCUGGUGAUUGGUGCCAGAGGAAGCGGCAAGUCUGCUCUUGUCAAUCAUAUCAUUCGCGAGCAGACUGAACAGCAUGCAGAUGACUUUCACGUUGUCCGUCUCAAUGGCUUGGUCCACACUGACGACAAGAUUGCUCUUCGUGAAAUCUGGAGGCAGCUGGGCCGUGAGAUGGAGGUAGAUGAAGACGAAAGCGCACCCAAGAAUUACGCCGACACUGUUACGACACUGCUUGCUCUGCUGUCACAUCCGGCCGAGCAAGGUCGUGAGCAAGGACAAGAUCAGAUUACGAAAAGCGUCAUCUUCAUCAUCGACGAGUUCGAGCUCUUCGCCACUCAUCCAAGGCAGACACUGCUGUACAACCUAUUCGACAUUGCGCAAAGCCGAAAGGCACCGAUCGCUGUGCUAGGCCUCACCACUCGCGUCGACGUCACGGAGAGUCUUGAGAAGAGAGUCAAGAGUCGCUUCAGCCAUCGCUACGUCCACAUAGGCAUGCCGAAGAGCUUUGUGGCGUAUCAGGAGGCUUGCAAAGCGUCCAUCAUGCUCGAUCAUGAUGAUCUCACGGAGGAAGAACGCGAGGGCAAGCAGAAGCUGCAAAAGGCAUCCAAGGGCCCGAAAACCUCUCCCAUGUCAGCCUGGAACACACACAUCGACGCACUGAUGGCUGACGAGCUGUUCGCCACCCAGCUACGACGGUCGUAUUACACAACCAAAUCGGUGCCGCAAUUCCACACGUCGAUGCUGCUGCCGAUUGCAACCAUGCCUACUGAAGCGUCGACUACAGCCGAAGACCUACUUGAACACCUAACCUCGAGUAUCAGCAACACAUUCAUGCAGCCACCGGAUUCGAAGCUGGACCUGCUCUCAGCUCUCAGCACUCUGCACAUGGCACUACUCAUCUGCGCUGCCCGCUUGACAGCUAUACACAGCGUUGACAAUGUGCCUUUUGCUCAGGCAUACGAAGAGUACAAGGUCCUUGCAUCGAAAGCGAAACUGCACGCCUCAUCUUCUGGUGCUCUUGCGCAAGGCGCUGGCAUCAGGGUGUGGAGUAAGGACGUUGCCAGGGAUGCUUGGGAAGAUCUGCUAGACUGCGGCCUUGUGCUGGAAGAUGGUGUGCGAGGCUGUAGAGUUGAUGUUGGGCUAGAGGAGAUUGGAAUGUCGGGAGUGGACUUGGGUACCUGGGGACGGUGGUGUAAGCAGAUCUAG
Messenger RNA from Saxophila tyrrhenica, 2517 nucleotides. It is a transcript of the gene ORC4, whose product is annotated as origin recognition complex subunit 4. Gene Ontology annotation, biological process: DNA replication; DNA replication initiation. Gene Ontology annotation, molecular function: ATP hydrolysis activity; DNA replication origin binding. NCBI's taxonomy places the organism in Eukaryota, Fungi, Ascomycota, Dothideomycetes, Mycosphaerellales, Extremaceae. Gene Ontology annotation, cellular component: nuclear origin of replication recognition complex; nucleus. The transcript has a single exon. Bases 1 to 2517 code for a protein of 838 amino acids. The record is from RefSeq and is a predicted model, not a curated record.